CAGUCGUUCGCGUAGAGUCGGAUGGGUCGUUUCACGCUUCCUUGAUGCGACAUAUUCGCGCGCUCGUGCCUCUCCUUUUUUUGCCCUUAUUUCGUCCAUAAUACUAUUUUCUCUCUCUCUCUCUCUCUCUCUCUCUAUAUAUAUAUAUAUUUCUUUCUUUCUUUCUCCCUCCGUCUUACGCGUCGCUCAUUUUAUUGGCUCCGUUAACCCUCUUUUUUUCGUGCUGACUAUACGUCAUCGAGAAAUAAGAAGAGGAAGAAGGUGUUUUCCAGGAGGAGGAGCGGCUCGGGGGCACCGCAGCGACCGUGCCUUUCCGAAUCUCGCUGCGGUGAUACCUCCCUCCUGGAUUUUCAUCGUGCUUAAUAAUGAGGGACAUGGCGGGCAAGAUCGCCGAGUUGAAGUUCGAGGCACCCCUUGCGCGCUUCGAGGAGGAGGAAACGGCCAGUUUAAAGAAUAUGAAUCUUUUGACAGAACAACUUUUGGAUGCCAGUUUAGAUACGAGUUUCGGUGAAAAUUGUAACGCAAACGAGGGACCGACCAAUCACGACAACAGUACGGACAUCUUACAGGAAGGUACCUUCAGCCCUUUCAGUGGUAGUCUCGAAGACCUGGUUAACACGUUUGACGAGAAGAUAACUUCGUGCUUUCGUGAUUAUGGCACCGAUGUUGAAUCCUUGGCACCGGUGCAAGUUAGAACGCAAGAGGAGAUUAUGAACGAGUGCCAGAUGUGGUGGACUAUCACCGGUACUUUCGGCAAUAUUUUACCGAUCGACUGGAGCAAAUCUUAUGCAAGAAAAAUGCACAUGCCAGCAUUGAAUCUUAACGAGGCACCGAUUUCAUUGGAAAGACCGGAAUUAGAAGAUUUAAGUAGCGAAGACGAAGCUGUAGCAACGGAUUUGGAUAUGCACGCUUUGAUUUUAUCUAGCAGUACCGAUACUCAUAGCCCAGAGGAACCUUUGAAAACAGCUGAAGAGGUACUUCGUGAGAUAGAUGACAUUAUGCAGGAGAGUCCGUCUAUGGAAAGAUCACCUGAUUCCGAUGGUUCCUUGCUUGAUAGCGACGAGGCAUUGGAAAGGAGUAGAGAGGUUCUUGGCUCGCCAUUACAUGAGAAAAAAUUGAAACAAUUGACUUCGAAUCAACUUACCGAACUACUCGGAGAAAUGGAAUCACUUGUUGGAGCAUUGAGCGAGACUCUCAUAGCUGAACUCGCAUUACGAGAUGAGCUAGAAUACGAAAAGGAAUUGAAGAAUCAGUUCAUCUCACUUUUGUUGGCAGUACAAAAUCGACGAAGGCAACAUCAUGUUACGAAAAAGAAAAACCAAAUGCAGAAUGGUACUAGUCCGUUACCGCAACAUAGGUCGUUGCAAGAAUCGAAAUACUUGACCACUGUCAUUCCAUAUCACACGGACAGCGGACCACCAGAUAAUCAGGCUCUGCAAGUUCUUAUUAAAAUAUUGAAAGCAAUUAGCGAAGAUAGUCCAACUGUACCAACUUUGCUAACGGAUUAUAUUCUCAAAGUUCUCUGUCCUACUUAGUGAGUGUACAGUCGAUUUCCUUCGGAGAUACUCAAAAGUCCAAAACAAUGAUUGCUCUCUUCUUCUUGCCAAUGCUCUGCAACCAUCAUCGUACCGCGUGCGUUGUAUUUGAAACAACCGUUCUUGCUUCUGAGUUGUACUUUAAUAUUACACUCGAUGUGUAUUGGCUGUAGGAUUAGAAGUGGUAACCUGAUAUUCUCAUCUAGUCUUAAUUUAUAUACAUACAUAUAUAUAUAUAUAUAUAUAUAUAUAUAUACAUAUAUAUAUAUAUAUUUAUAUAUUUAUAUAUAAGGGGUGAUCUACGGGAAUGUUCGUGAUUUUAAAUGAUACUCCGAAUACUUCUGGACAUAAAAGAAAUAUUUAUUAUAGCUUUAAUAAAUCUAUAGAUCUUGAAGAAUUAUAGCACAUAACAAUAUCUUAUUUUAAAUGUCUCGUACGAAAGAAAACGUUCGUCGAAUGUUAACCAUUCGGUUGAUGACUUUCUAAUGUGUUCAGCGCGGUUGAACACGUUAGAAAUUGAUUGAUUACAAUAUACAAUACUUUCUAACUGUCCCCAUAGAAAAAUCUUUUUCCAGGUUGCAUUAUCUCUAGAUUUGUCGAUGUUACAUAUCUGGCCAAGUCUCUGAAUUUGACAAUUCCAGAUCUUUUUAUGAGGACAUUUAAAGAGCUGUGCAUCGCAAUCGACUAGCCAAUUUGAAAAUAAUGUUCACCAAGUCGUUAGUUAACAUAUAUCGUCGAGCAAUAUCUAAUGUGUUCAUCUACACUCAGGAGUAUCUCUAGCAGAAUGGUAUACAUUUGUUGGACAUUCCUUUUCGUAUGAGGCAUUUAAAAUGAACUAUUGUCAUAUGUUACAAUUCUAAAAAAUUUGUAGAUUUAUUUAAACUAUAAUAAAUAUUCCUCUUAUGUUUAGGAGUGUAUUCAAUAUUAUUUAAAGUCUAGUAGGUUUUCUUUGACCCACCCUUUAUGUAUUUAUAUUUAUAUGUAUAAAUAAAUAAAUAAAUAAAUAUAUAUAUAUACAUAUAUAUAUAUAUAUACGUUUAAUCUGUAUAUUGUUUCCCAUAAGAUUUAUCACAAGUGUACAUGUUUUAUGGAACUACUGUGAUGCAUAUUUACGCAUAAUUCAAAGUAUAUUCAUUUAUAUACAUACAUAUAUAUAUAUAUAUAUAUAUAUAUAUAUAUAUAUAUAUAUAUGAUAUCAUAUGAGAUUUGUAUUGGUUCAGUUUUUGUAAUCUUUUGUAUAUAUAAAAAGAAACGAAACGAUAUUAUAUCCGGAUCGGAAUUUAUGACAGUAGUUAAAAAGAUUUAAAAAUAUAAACUACUUAAGUUGAACAAAUGCAAGCAAAAGCUAUUUCUAGGAUUAGUUUCUACUCAAAAUUGCACAUACGUUUCUUAAGCCUAGUGUGUAAAUUGUUGUAACGCCAGUAUGUUUAGAAAUAAUCGAUCGAUUAAGAAUGUUACGCGCAAGAAAAAAAGAAAUAAAUAAAUAAAAGAAAUCGCAAUGCUAAUAAUAAA
Molecule: messenger RNA, 3047 nt
Organism: Vespula vulgaris
Lineage: Eukaryota; Metazoa; Arthropoda; Insecta; Hymenoptera; Vespidae
Gene: Unc-76
Product: fasciculation and elongation protein zeta-2
Exons: 8
Coding region: 366-1535 (389 amino acids)
Cellular component (GO): axon; cytoplasm
Source: RefSeq, a predicted model, not a curated record